This is a messenger RNA of Cyanistes caeruleus (blue tit), 9098 nucleotides long. The record is from RefSeq and is a predicted model, not a curated record. NCBI's taxonomy places the organism in Eukaryota, Metazoa, Chordata, Aves, Passeriformes, Paridae.
GCAGAAUCAAAUUGUUCUGCUGCCUAAACCUGGGCGGCCUGUGGGUUGCUGCUGGGCUGCACGGCUCCUCGCAUCCACUGGGAGGUGGAUGCACACCGGUGCUCCCAGCAGACUGUGCUUGCUGGGAAGCUGAAGCAGGGGCAGCAUGUAGCCGGGUCUUGGGACAGCAGUGUGGAGACACGGGACUUGGCAUGAGCUGCAGGUAUGUUGGUUCUGCGUGGUUUUCCUCCCUGCCGCAGCGGUGAUCAGCCCUCUGGGCACAGCUGAGCAUCUGCCCGCUUCCCCUCCAGCUGCCUUGAGCAGGCUGCAGCAUUCAGAGAGGAGGAGGAGGCUGACCUUCAGCCUCUGGCUGUGGGGAACAAACAGCGCUCUCUUUACAGUGCCAAGCGAAUUGCUGGAGAAGAGUAGCACAGAAUAAACAAAAACAAUUGAAUGCCACAGCCUGGGGAGAGCAGGUGCAGUGAGACCACUUCAAACUGUGCACAAAAGAUUUUACAAGUGAGCCUUUGAAAAAUGACCGGGGAAAAGAAAAAGUGGCAUAAUUAAUGUAUCAGCUGCAGUGCAAAUGUCUCAAACAAGUAACAUUUUAAAAAGAGAACUCUGCUUUGUGUGUGAACUUAAAUCAACACUUGUCCUGCCUGAAAUUCUUUUGUGCUGACUGCCGGGAGAGCUUGGAUUUUGGAAGUGUAUUUUCUAAUGUUGCAGAGCAAUGCCAUCUAGGGCAUAGGGCCUUACAGUUACCAACAGGAAUGCUAUCCAUCCUUGGUGACAGAGGUUCCUGGACUGAAUAUUUAUAAUUGGUUCAUCACAUCUGCAUUAGAUCUGUUGAAAUUUGUUUGUUUUCAAUAUCUGCUUCCAGUUUUCUGGAUUAUGCUCAGUGUCAGGUAUCAGUGGGUUGUUUUGUCACAACUGGAACAUAAUGAAUUUCUGGAUAUGCCUUAUUUCCUCCUUAAAUCCUCUUGGUAGCUUUCAUGCGUGCAGCUCAGCAGGGUUUAUUGAUGGUCUCUCUAAUCUUCAGCUACUCAAAGAAUCUGCCUUGGCUGUGGUUAGAGCUGCAGUCCACUUGGGCAGUAGAUUAAAAUAUUAAACCAAACAGGCCAGAUCUUGUCAUCCUCACCCAAAGCUACUUUCUGUGUGGUUGAGGCUCUCCUCUUCAAACCAAGCUGCCUCUAGAGUGCUGGUCUGUGUUAGCUGAACACACUCCAAGAACCUGGCCUGGUCACAGCCUGUCCUCCCUCCUGGCUAAUGCAGCUCUCUCCAGGCUGAAGUGCCAAACACAAGGUAACAAUCUGCUGUGUUUGGUGGAGGACUGUGGCGGUAAUGACUUAUGAACCUGGACUCAUGGGCACAUUUUGGUACCAUCUCUUCCUCUUGCCUCCUGCCAUUUGAAUUCAUAAUGCUUGGCCUUUCCAGGGAAUGGUAGCAAUAUUUAGUGGCACUUUAGACAAAUACCGUUUGUCUCUGAAGUGGGUUUUGUUCUAUAUACAUGAGUUUGCUUCCCAUUAGGGAAGAGCAGGUGCUUUAGCUCUCGAACCAAUCUCAGGACAUUCUUCAAACUCCCAAGGCCAUACACCAGGUUCUAGACCAGCCAGCUUCUGCCUGCUUCUGUGAGAGUUACAUUUGCAGCUGAUCAUCCUCAAGUUACUGGUCUUGCAUGACUUCAUUGUUUUUACAAGCAGCUCCAAACCAAAGGCAAAAAAUUUGACUACAAUUUGAAAUCAUACUAGGAAAUGUUAGUACUUCCACUAAUAAACACAAGAGCUUUUAAUGUAACUGCAGGAAUUCUUUUCCCCCCACUGGAAUAAUGGCAUUCUUGUUUCUAUCUGAGCAUAGAGGGGGCCUGAUUCUCCUCCAGGUUUGUAGUGGUCUGGUUUGGCUGCCAAGAGGUAACAAAGCAAAUGCCUGCUGCCGCCUUAGAACAGCAUUGUCUGUGGGCACUCCAAGUCUGGGGAAUGGUUAUAAUGGAGAAGCAUAAAGUACAUUAGUAACUGAAUUUUUGUAGGGUCUAGUUAAACAGCGCACUGUCAAGACUUGAUGCUGAAGUAACAAAUAAUUGGCUCAUCACAGUUCUCCCUAAUGAUCUGUUGUCCCAUAAAUUGGUAUGGUGUAUGUCACUCCUUACUGUAACUGGAGAUCUGGAGCACAGAUGACUUUAUUUAGAAAAUAAUUUUAAAGCCAGGCUACAAACACUGUGUUUUUCCCUCUUCAGUCUAAAGAUAAAAGGAUGAAUCACAGUCAUUACUUUCCUGCAAGUUAAGACAGCUGUGAGAGUAAGACUGGAAAUACCACCCUGGUAUUUUUCGAAUGUGGUGACAGCAUGCUGGUUUCUGCCAGGUCUCCAUCCACCAUAGUGAAGGCAGAGGCUGGUUUACUCAGUAGCUGGUACUUCCAAGUCCAAACUUGGAUCAACUCAAUUUGCUGUGCUUCAGUGGUGUGUCAGAGGCAGCAGCAGGGAUGCUGAACUCGGGUGCACUGGGGAAAUUCCUUACCGAAACACAGCUCCUACCACUGCUUCUCUCCUACCCACACAGUGCCACCUAAAAAAAAGAUACGUGUUCAGCAGCAGGAUCAGAAUAUGGUUCUGAUCACUCCCAAGUUCCUGAGGAUUAUUCACAGCUGGUGUCAGGCACUCAUCAUCUCCCUUGACAGAGAUCUCAUCACUACUGCCAUGUUACUUUGGCUUGGACUGUAGAGAAAGGAAUAGCUUUUGGCAUAUACACAGCUGGAAUGAGCUUUCAUUGGCAGCUGGAGGCUCAUUAUUGCACCUCCCUUCUUGCUCCCUGAGCUAGUGAGGCUAAUGGUGAGGAGAUGGAUGAGAGGCCAUGGCCCUCACAUCUUCCUUACACAGUGCUCGGAGAGGGCAAGACGUGUGUGGUGGUUCUCUGUUGCUCUGACUCUGCAGGGGCUUUCUGAGAAACUUGGGCUUCUGCUGCACGCCUUCUUUCGGAGCUGAGAUGUCCCAAGUGUUUGCACAUCCCCGUAUAAGUACACAUUCUGUUUAAAUACUGUUGUCCAAAAAAUCUCAAAAAGAGAAGGAAGGUAAAAGGUAAGUGAUGCUGAGCGGGAAAUACAGUUAUGCAGCUUUUCCACUUCUUAAUUUCCUGUCUGGUCAGGAAGUUUAGCUGUUGUUAGCUCUCUCAUCAGAACCCCACCAUGGAGAUCUGUGUUGAGGUGAGGGAGUGUUGGAAAGCUGUUGGCUAGAUCUACCUUCACUGGACAAGGCUGAGAGAAAGGGAAGAGGUGGAACAAGGGGAGAUCCUGCCUCACUCUAUGUUGUGGGGCAACAGAACAGGACAAAGAACAACUCAGGAUCCCUAUACUAGCCUAGCUACAAAAAACUAGUCUUGCAGAAAAACUAGGUGGCUCAGUUCCGUGGGGUUUUGUUCACUUGUUGGUUAGCAGGGUUUUUUGGUGGUUUAUUUUCUUGGUAUGUGUGUAAUUAUGUUCCCUCUGAUAUGUUCACACUGUAUGAAAAAGUAAUCGGGAAAAGUAAACAAAACAUCUUGGUCUAUUUUGCUCUUAAGCAGUUUUUGCUGUGCCUCCCUCAUGCAGUUUGAUUCCCAUCUCUCUUCUCCCUUGCUAUAAGGAACAGCUGAGUGCAAAUCAGAACAAGAAACCCAGCCUGAAGCCAAAAGUACAAUACACAUAAUGCUGCCAAGGGUAAGAUUUGGAAUGCACUGAAGUAAUCGCCAUCACAUGCUACAAAAUGAAACAGGCAUUAUGUUUUCAGGUGAGAAAAGGUCACUCUGAAGUCACUGGUGGCCAUGACCUGGUUGUGGAGGCUGGGGUGGAUGCACUUCCAUGGCUGGGAGAUGGCACAGCUGUUCCUGUAGUGCAGCAGCAGCAGCAGCGUGUUCAGCUCUCAGGAGAGAGAUCCAAGCGACUCAGCUCUGUCUUUUCCUGUGGUGCAGUUUCUCUUCUCACUCCCACAGAGCUCACAGCAGUGUGACAGGCGUCUAGGGCAGGAGCCAGAGCAAGAGGAAAGUGUCUCGACGCAGGAAUCUUGGCUGCCAUGGGAGAAGCUAGCCAAAGGAAUUAACAGUUUCUGCUCCUUGCUGCAGCUGCCACAGUGUGACAAUAGAUAAGCAAGUCUAUGUUCUAUCCCUGUGGUAUCUGCUCAGGACACUGGAGAUCUGUCCCCGGUACUGUGCUUUUCCUUGGUACCUGGGAGGUGAUUUUUAUAGCUAAAGUACAUACUGCCCUGGCCCAGCCAACCCCACAUUCCAUGGGAAAGCUUCCCUCACCUCUCCAUGGUUUAUAACACAACAGAGCAGCAGCUCGGGGAAGGCUCUAUGCCAGUCUUGUCCAGACUAGUCAGGUGCUCAGGGGCAUCCAACCUUAAAUUAUUCUGCCUGCACAUUGGUCUCUGGCCUACACCCAUAUGAUGAGAAACACAGCCCAGCUGCUGAGGGCUUGGAUAAAAACCCUGCUGUUCUGCAGGCUUACUGUACAUAUAGGAAACCAUGCCAAGGCUAUCUCACAGCUGGAUUGAGGUGAGCGAUCUCAGGGAUAAAUACGAAACACAAGCCAUGAAACUUGAUGCCAUAUCUCAGAUUCUUCAAAGGCAAAGGCUUUUCCAGUGAAUUUUUUCCAGUCCUGAUAGCUCAGUUCCGCUCUAGUUUGACAGGGCUGGCUAUGUCCUAACCUGCCUCUUGUUUACCCCCUUUUCUUCUCUUGUUUUCCUCUGUGGCUGGCAGUUCAUCUCACUGCUCUCAAAUGUUUGGCUGGGUGAGGGGAGCAGAAGUGUCUUCCCCUCCCUCUGUAAAAGGGUAGCUGAGGGCUCUGAUGGCUCUACCAAACCAGGCACUGCAAAGCUGGACUUCAGUUCCGUCUUCUAGGCUCCUGAAGAAAUACCAGCAGCUCACAUUGGACUGAGACGUUAGUCACGAUAUAGCUUGUAUUAAAUGCAUUUUAAUGUCCCAGUUCUGUGUGAUAUUCAUGCAGAUGCAGCCAUUGCCAGAGGCCCUGGAGACGCCUUGUAGAGUUCAUCACUGCUGCCACAAUCGGCAAGCAGGACUGCUUCAGCUCGUGCCAGAGUUCACCCCGCUCUAAAAAGGCAGCUAUAGAUUGCGUGGAAGCUGCAGCAACAGGAGCUGCUCAGCGGGGCCAACCAGGGCUCUUGAGCCUGUAGAUAAAUGGGAACUUUCAUGGACGACAUGGAUUAAUAUAAAAAUCACCUUCUUGGACAUGAGACAGCAUUCCUUUGUCCUGCCUCUUCAAAGCUAGCGCAGCUGAUUGGAUGAGGAGUGCGCAGAACAGAAUUUCCGCCAGGUAUUUGCGUGACAGCAGAAGCCCUGGGGGUGAACAGGACAGUGCUGGCCGGAGCCCUUACUCCCUCAGAGGAUAGCUUGAGGUAACAGGUGCCUGGUCAGGUGCUCAGUGCAAAAGCCAGAUGCUGUGGCACAGGGGCUUUCUCCUGUGUGGAGCGGUCGACGGAAUUCCCAGCUGUUGUGUUCCAGCCCAACCUGCGUGCCUGAGCUACUGUGGCAAGGUGUUGCCAUGUACUCCAGCUUUGUGCUGGCUCUGAGAUCAAGGCAUACAGUGGAGUCUUCUCAGGGAAGAUGUCGUCUUUGACAAUGAAAACCCGUUGUGUGGACAAAAGAGGAAGUUUCUUUAAGCUCAUUGACACAAUUGCCUCAGAAAUUGGAGAACUGAAACAGGAGAUGGUGCAGACAGAUCUCACUGUGGAAGAUGAACCUGCUGAUUGGCAAAGUCUUAUAAAGGACAUGGAUAAUGUCUCUCCUGAGAAAAAUGAUGUAAAAAGCUGCCCCCGGGACUCUGGAUAUGACAGCCUAUCCAACAAACUAAGCAUAUUGGACAAGCUCCUCCAUACUCACCCUGUGUGGCUGCAGCUUGGUCUGAGUGAUACUGAAGCCAUGGAAAUUUUGCAGAGACAGCCUCCUGGGAUAUUUCUGGUUAGGAAAUCCGCAAGGCUGCAGAAGAAAGUCAUCUCUCUGCGCCUCUCUGGUGACUGUGGGGCCUGCCUGAAAGAAUUUGCCAUAAAAGAAAGUACAUACACGUUUUCCUUGGAGGGGUCUGGGAUAAGUUUUGCUGAUUUGUUCAGACUCAUUGCUUUCUACUGUAUUAGCAGGGAUGUCCUUCCAUUCACACUGAAGUUGCCUCAUGCAAUUGCUGCAGCAAAGACAGAAGCUGAACUUGAAGAGAUUGCUCAGCUUGGACUGAACUUUUGGAGCUCCCUGGCUAACAGCAAACCCCCGGAUCCUUCACCUCCCUGUAGGCCUGUGCCUUUGGACAGUGCUCAGAAAAACUCACGCCAGCUCUGCCUUAUAAAUGGAGUGCAUUCUAUACGAACCAGAACGCCUUCAGAGCUGGAGUGCAGCCAGACCAACGGAGCGCUGUGUUUCAUUAAUCCCCUCUUCUUGAAAGUGCACAGCCAGGAUGUCAGUGGAAGUCUGAAAAGGCAGAGCCCGAGAACUCCAGACGUGAAUGGCACAGCGAGGCCUCGCUCCCCCCCGCCCCGGCCGCCACCUCCUGCUAUUAAUAGCAGCCUCACGAGCCCACAGAUUUCCAGGACUAUAAAGCAGGCGAGCAUGCCAGAAACAGUCAACCAUAAGAAGGAGAGAGGCUUGGAUUUGCUGCAGAACAAGCCCACCCCAAUACCGCCUCCUCGGCUGAAGAAGCAGGCUGUGUGCUCCGAGGCAGACGGUGCCUCCAGGAGUGCGGUGCCGCUCCGGCCUGGCUCCGUGCGUGUGCCCGAGGCAGCUGCCAUUCCAGGUGAAACCCUGCCUGAGCCGGCUCCAGCAGCUCCCAGAAAGACGCCGGCUGCCAUCUCUGAGUCACACAUCCCGUGGAAUGGAGGCCGGCAGAGACUGAGCGACAUGAGCAUUUCCACCUCCUCGUCUGACUCGCUGGACUUCGAUCGGAGCAUGCCACUCUUCGGCUAUGAGGGGGACACCAACAGCAGCCUGGAGGACUUUGAGGGGGAAAGUGACCAGGAGAGCAUGGCACCCCCUUUGAAGCCCAAGAAGAAAAGAAGCAGUUCGUUUGUUCUCCCCAAGAUUGUGAAAUCUCAGCUACGGAAAGUCAGCGGAGUUUUCAGUUCCUUCAUGACCCCCGAGAAGAGGAUGAUUAAGAAAAUUGCAGAGAUGUCCCGGGACAAACGCACCUAUUUUGGGUGCUUAGUACAGGACUAUGUCAGCUUUCUCCAAGAAAACAAGGAGUGCCAUGUUUCGAGUACUGAUAUGCUGCAAACAAUUCGUCAGUUCAUGACCCAAGUCAAGAACUAUUUGUCCCAAAGUUCCGAACUUGAUCCCCCAAUUGAAUCACUGAUUCCAGAAGACCAAAUAGAUGUUGUGCUGGAGAAGGCCAUGCAUAAGUGCAUUCUGAAGCCGUUGAAGGGUCACAUUGAAGCGAUGUUGAAAGAGUUUCAUACCACGGAUGGUUCCUGGAAACAACUGAAGGAAAACCUGCAGCUGGUGCGGCAGAGGAAUCCUCAGGAACUGGGCGUGUUUGUUCCAACACCAGACUUUGUGGACAUUGAAAAGAUUAAAGUCAAGUUCAUGACUAUGCAGAAGAUGUAUUCACCUGAAAAGAAAGUCAUGCUGCUGCUGAGAGUUUGCAAACUGAUUUACACUGUUAUGGAGAAUAACUCAGGGAGGCUGUACGGAGCUGAUGACUUCUUGCCUGUGCUGACGUAUGUGUUAGCCCAGUGUGAUAUGCUGGAGCUGGAUACUGAAAUCGAAUACAUGAUGGAGUUGCUGGAUCCAUCCUUGCUCCAUGGAGAAGGAGGCUAUUACUUGACAAGCGCUUAUGGAGCACUUUCACUCAUCAAGAACUUCCAGGAAGAACAAGCUGCCCAGCUGCUCAGUUCAGAGGCCAGGGAUACUCUCCGACAGUGGCACAAGAGGAGGACAACAAACAGGACAGUACCUUCAGUUGAUGAUUUUCAGAACUACCUUCGUGUUGCAUUCCAGGAAGUUACCAGUGGCUGUACAGGAAAGACUUUGCUAGUAAGGCCAUAUAUCACUACCGAAGACGUAUGUCAGCUUUGUGCUGAGAAGUUUAAAGUGGCAAACCCAGAAGAAUACAGGCUGUUUCUUUUUGUUGAUGACACCUGGCAACAACUGACAGAGGAUACCUAUCCUCAGAAGAUCAAGGCAGAGUUGCACAGCCGUCCACAGCCCCAGGUCUUUCACUUUGUCUACAAACGCAUUAACAGUGACCCAUAUGGGGCCAUCCUUCAGAACAGCAACGACUCGGCUGCUUAAAAUCAGCAACUUGUCAUUUUUAUGUCUGUUUCUUGGUAAUUGUUACAAACAUCUUUGUUGGCUGCCUUCCUUAGGAGCUAAAACAUGCCUUAAACCGUAAGUGCCUGGUAAAACACAUGCUGACAUUUCUGACAUUGCUUACAGGACGCAGGCGCACGGCGCAUGUGGCCAGUUAAGCAGAAUAUUCCACCAGCAUGUCUGGGGAGACAGCCCACGAGGCUGCAUUUCUUGUACCACAGGCUCUUCUACAUCAUAUUCUACUGUGGGCCUUCACAGGUCUUGGCUGUAGUGUGCAAAAUACAAUUUUCUUCCACUUGUUGUUUCCACAGCUGUCAUUUGGAUUUGAAUCCAUGUGCAAGAUGAGUCUGUGAACUGGCCGGGAUGAGCUCAGUUCCGCCAGCAGGAGGUUGACAAGACUGUCCGAUGCAGGGCAUCACUUCACUCAGCAUUACCUGGAUGGUUGCAUCCUUGUCUAAUUUUUUUGAUUACAGAAAAUCACCAUGUCUAUAUAUAUAUAUAUAUAUAUAUAUAUAUGUAUGUAUGUAUGUAUGUAUAUGUAUAUAUAUAUAUAAAAAUAAAAAAAUAGAUAUUUUAUAGCAGUUGCAGGUAAACUGUCAGGGUUGGUUUUUGAAAUAUUUUUUUAACUAUAAAAUAUUCUAUAAUUAUGCAUGUGAUUUUUAACAUUUAAUACACAAGAAUAAAUCUCUUGCUGGUUUUAGAGUCUUGCAUUGAAAGUCUGUGUGGUUUCUCUUCUUUCCCUGUUCCAGAAGAGUUCUUAGGAAACUUCUGUACCCUCAAGGCAGUUUUGCUGUAUGUUCUCAAUUGUCUUCUGAAAAUUAUACCAUUUUAUUCAUUGUGCUGUGCAAAGCA